This is a messenger RNA of Auxenochlorella protothecoides, 3213 nucleotides long. RefSeq names its product Nucleosome-remodeling factor subunit BPTF. The record is from RefSeq and is a predicted model, not a curated record. The transcript has 8 exons. Bases 1 to 3213 code for a protein of 1070 amino acids. Gene Ontology annotation, molecular function: acyltransferase activity, transferring groups other than amino-acyl groups. Lineage: Eukaryota; Viridiplantae; Chlorophyta; Trebouxiophyceae; Chlorellales; Chlorellaceae.
AUGCGCCAGUCGCGGCGUCGGACUCCCAAGCGCGAGCUUGCCAACCUGGACCAGGAGAGCCUGGACCUCAGCAGCCCUCGCGCCUGCAGGUCCUCGGCGGCGCGCCUCGCCGCCGAGUCCGGCGCUGCGGGACUGGGCGGCCGCCCUAGGCCCGGCGAGGCCGGGGGCGCCGCCAUGCCCGCACAAGCGCCCGACAGCACCCCGGCUCAGUCAAAGUCCCGCAGGGGCAGCUCGCCUGUCAGGCUGCGGCAGUCCGUCCUGUCCCUGUCGGCUGCCAGGCUGGGCGUCCAGAGGGAUGCCUCAGAGGCUGGGCCGGACGACGCAAGACUGAGUGCUGGCGGAGACCCCCCCGCUGUGCCUGAGGCGACACGGGAGGCGGCCCCGGAGGCCAGCGAGGCCCCGAGGUCUGCAGGCAGCGCGCCGCGCAAGCGCCAGCGAGACGGCUGCGAGAUGGAGGGCCUGCUGGCCGCCGCGGCGGAGGCCCGGACCGUGGGCGACCUGACGGGGCGGGUGCUGGCCCUGUUCCCUGCCAGCCGGGGGAGCGCCAGGAAGGCGGCGACGUUCAAGGAGAUGCAUGCCACCCUGUGCCCUGGCCAGAGCUUCACGAGCCGCGCCACCGCGCUCCCGGCCAUGGUCCGGUCGCUAUGGACCCUGGCGGGGAAGGACGGCGCCGAGGGGGAAGCCAGUGUCCACGCCGGGCAGGAGCUGGCGUCUGACCAGCACCUGGAGACUGCGGGUCCCAAGAGCAAAGUCGACGAGCCGCUCUCCGCCGCCAGCGGCCACGCACAUGGCGCGGCGGAAGGCAGCGAGGCGGGCGUCACAGUCGUCGCCGAGCAGCCGCUGCGAGGGCCUGCAGGCAUCGUUCAGCCAGAACUGAAGGAGGAGGCAAAGUCGGGGCUGGAGGCGGCCCUCCUCGUCCCCGACAGCCUGGCGCACCACCCCGAGGGCCUGGUGCGUCUGGCCUGGGAAGUGCGUGACGCGCUCGGGCUGGGCCGCGGCCAGGCUGCACACCUCCGCACGCUGAUGCGCACGGGGCUGCUGGCGGGGCGGUCGGUGCGCUUCCAGACCAAGAACGGGCGCGUGCUGCUGACGGGGCGCGUGGACGGCGCGGGGCAGGUGGUCUGCGGCUGCCGCGCCUGCGCCGGCGCGGCCUGCGUCUCGCCCUCCGAGUUCGAGGAGCACAGCGGCAGCCGCGACCGUCGCCCCGCCGACGGCAUCUUCCUGGACGACUUUGACGUGUCCAUCAAGACCCUGCUGGGCAUCGUGAACAGCGCCGAGCUGGCGGCGGCGGCCGCCGACCUGCACGCCGACGCCUGCCACGCCUGCGCCCUCGGCGGCGACCUGCUCUGCUGCGACGCCUGCACCUCCGCCUGGCACCUGGCCUGCGCGGAGCUGGACGCCGUGCCCCCCGGCGACUGGCUCUGCCGCCUCUGCGUCGCCGACGGCGGCACCGGGGGCCGUGGCGGAGGCGUGCGCCCGACGGCGCCCGACCACGUCCCCGGCCGCGUGCGCAUGGCGGCGCCCUCCCGCGACUUCCGCGUGGCCGGCGCGCGCGGCGUGCGCAACCAGAACAAGCACCGCCGGCUGUUCGAGGGGGGCGAGGGCGCGCUGCGCCAGGGCGACGCGCUGUCCUACCAGACCGCGCAGGGGGAGGUGCUCCUGCGCGGCACCGCGGUGGUCUCUGCCAUGGGGCCCUCCGGCAUCCUCUGCGACUGCUGCGGCGCCGUCGUGUCCUGCUCCCAGUUCGAGGCGCACGCCGGCCGCGCGCAGCGGCGCCAGCCGUACGAGAACAUCUACACCGCCGACGGCAUCCCGCUCAAGCAGCUGGCCCUCCUCCUGCCGGACCUGGAAGAGGGGGGGGAGGACGCGGGGGCCGAGGACGACGCGGGCGAGGGGCACAUCGUGAUGGCAGAGGAUGGCGCGACGGGGGGCUGCGUGCUGUGCCACGAGCCCGACUUCCAGCGUGGCGGCUUCGGCCCGCGAACCAUCAUGAUCUGUGACCAGUGCGAGCGCGAGUUCCACGUGGGCUGCCUGGCCGACGCGGGCCUGGCUCACCUCGACGCCCUGCCUGAAGGCGAGUGGUUUUGCAGCGGGGAGUGCAGCGCCAUCCAUGCCCGCCUGCGCGCCCGGGUGGAGGAGGGCGUGGUGGACAUCCCGGGGCACCCGCAGCACAGCUGGCAGGUGCUGCGAGGGAAGGACGGCCGCGUAGCCAGCGCUUGGGCCCUGCGCGCCGCGCAGGAGGUGCUGCAGGAGUCCUUUGACCCCAUCGUGGACAUGGUCACGGGGGCGGACCUGCUGCCGCUCAUGCUGCAUGCACGCAGCCACCGUGAGUGGGACUAUAAAGGCAUGCACACACUGCUCCUCCGGCACAAGGGCAAGCCUGUGGUGUCGGCCAUCGUGCGCGUGCUUGGCCCCGGCGCGGCGGAGCUGCCGCUGAUCGCCACACGCUUCGCGGCGCGGCGCCAGGGCCACGCCCGUGUGCUGGUGGACGCCUUCUGCGCUUUCCUGGCGGAUGCGGGGGUGCACCGCCUGGUGCUGCCCGCCGCGCAUGAGACGGUGCUAACAUGGCAGCACGGCUUUGGCAUGGCACACAUGCCGGAGGAGGCGCUGCGCCUGUACCGCCACCAGCUGCACAUCCUGGUGUUCCCCGGGACGGAGGUGCUGUGGAAGACGCUGCCGGGCACCGCCGCCCCCGCCGCCCACCACACGUUGCACGCUCGCCCCGAUCCGGCCGUGCACACGGUGGCGGCGGUGCUGGCCGGCAUCGUGGCUGCGGUGGAGGGUGAGCACGUCGCGCGAGAGGUGGCCGCCGUCGUGGCUGAGCUGGUGCAGGCCGCGGUGGAGGGGGUUGGGGGAGAGGAUCAGCCGGGUCCUAGGGAGGCGGUGCGAGGGGGUGUCGGCAGCGCCAAGGACCCCACGCGUGCCCUACUGGGCUUGGAGGACGAGGGCCGGGUGCCGCUGACGGUGGCAACGGGGACGCCGCUGGCACCUGCUGCGGGCCCGCGGCCGGCCUGCGAGACGGUGCCAGCCCCGACUGCCCCGGUGCCGGCGUCGCCGGCCGAACUUGCAGAGGAGAGGGAGCGGCAGCGGGUGCAUUCCGCCACGCCCCUCACGGGGGCGACUACCCCCGCUGCGGGGGGUGGCGCCAUGCUGCCCCUCGGUGACGUCCUGCCCGGGUUUGCGGCGUGCAGCACGCCCAUCAAUGUCGCCUGA